CUAACCUCAUAUAGUAGUUAUCUCAGAGUUUAAGCAUUGCAAUUGAAUUGAAUCAUAAAACUUUUUUCAUACUGAUGGCAAAUCUCGUAUUCCUUUCUCUAUUUAUGUUUCCUUUGCUUAUAUUUAGCUAUUUUCUUCUGAAAUUUUCCUACUCCAUCUUGUUAAAACCAAAGUUGCUGGAGAAGCGCUUGAAACAGCAAGGAUUCAAAGGCACUCAUUACAAGUUGUUACUUGGAGACCUCAAAGAUGUUGGUAAGCAAAUGGAUGAAGCUUGGUCCAAGCCUAUUAGCUUAACCCAUGAUAUCGUGCCACGUGUUGAUCCAUUCACGCAUUACAUGGUCGAAAAAUAUGGGAAGAUAUCUCUGAGUUGGCUAGGGACAUCACCAAGAUUGAUCAUCAUGGAUCCAACACUGAUAAAAGAAAUUCUCUUAAACAAACAAGGCCACUUCCAUUUACCACCAUUGAACCCUCUUAUAUUGAUUCUAACUAAAGGAUUGACAACUCUACAUGGUGAAAAAUGGGAUAUGCACAGAAAGAUAAUCAACCCUGCUUUCCACUUGGAAAAAUUGAAGGGCAUGAUCCCAACAAUUGCAGAAAGCUGUGCAUUCAUGAUAGAGAAAUGGAUGAACUCAAUUAGCCAUGAGGGAACUUCAGAAAUAGAUAUUUGGCCUGCAUUUCAAGAUCUUACUGGUGAUAUCAUUUCAAGAACAGCAUUUGGUAGUAGCUACAAAGAUGGAAAGAACAUCCUAGAACUUCAAAAAGAACUGCAACAACUUGUCAUAGAAGCCAUGGGAAUGUUAUACUAUAUUCCUGGUUUUAGAUUUGUUCCAACAAAGAAGAAUCGCAGACGAAAGGAACUAGACAGAAGGAUCACUUCAAUGCUUAAAAGAAUCGUCGACACAAAGGAUAACAUGAUCAGCACUGGACAAACCAGGGGAGAUGACUUACUUGGUUUGCUCUUGCAAACUAACAAAGAGAACAAUUCACUAAAUAAUAGCCAUAUGACAAUGGAGGACAUAAUAGAAGAAUGCAAACAAUUUUACCUUGCUGGUCAUGAAACAACAUCAAGCUUAUUGACAUGGACGCUAAUUGUAUUGGCUAUACACCAGGAUUGGCAAGAAAAGGCAAGGCAAGAAGUUUUACAUGUAUGUAAGGAGAAGAAUCCUGAUGCGGAAGCAAUAAGCCACCUCAAAAUUGUAACAAUUAUACUCAAUGAAGUUCUCAGGCUAUAUCCACCAGUGAUUGCUCUAUAUAAACGCGCUUACAAGGAAUGUAGAAUAGGAGAUCUCUCAAUUCCAGAAGGGAUGGAUCUGACACUACCUAUAAUGCUAAUUAACCGCGAUACUGAGCUAUGGGGUGAAGAUGCAGAAGAAUUUAAACCAGAGAGGUUCGCGGAAGGAAUUUCAAACGCUUGCAAAGAUCAAACGCAGAUGGCAUUCAUGCCAUUUGGAUGGGGGCCAAGGACUUGCAUUGGCCAAAAUUUUGUAAUGAUAGAAGCAAAGGUUGCUCUCUCCAUGAUACUAAAGCAAUUCACCUUCAAGCUCUCACCAACUUAUGCUCAUGCUCCUUAUACUGUUAUGACGCUUCAACCCCAACAUGGAGCUCAGAUCAUGUUUCACCGGCUUAAUUAGUAUACAUCCAGUUAUUAUGUGUUGAAGUUUCUCAUAAAAUAAGAUAAAAUCAUGUCUCAUAUUUUCCCUUCCGUGUAGAUGAGCUUAUGAAUUGAGUGUGUCAAAAUAAAGGUAGUCCUUGAUAUCAAAUAAAAAGAGUGGUUAAGCAUGAUAGCAUACAA
Molecule: messenger RNA, 1792 nt
Organism: Nicotiana attenuata
Lineage: Eukaryota; Viridiplantae; Streptophyta; Magnoliopsida; Solanales; Solanaceae
Product: cytochrome P450 72A15-like
Exons: 5
Coding region: 75-1631 (518 amino acids)
Molecular function (GO): iron ion binding; monooxygenase activity; heme binding
Source: RefSeq, a predicted model, not a curated record